UAUUGAAGAGCCAAGGAUAUUUUUGUUAGAAAUGAAUAUUUUACAUAUGCUUGGUAUUAAAUGUCUCCAGCAAAUCGAAUAUAAUUCCACAGUCCGUAAUUCAUCAGAACUCUUCGUUAAAAAGCUCUGCUCAUUCAAAUUAACUGAAAAAAACAUUUUGUUCAUUAGUAUGUUGAUGGCCGUGUUGCUCCACGUCUUAGUCCUGGAGAAGGUGGAGGCAGCUCCUUGUCCAUCAGUGUGCCGCUGCUCGGUGGACCAUCAUGGUCGCAGUACAGUUACGUGCCUCCAGGGCAACAUGCGGGAUGUUAUUCCAGUCUUCGACAUGGCCCAUGACACAAAGGUUCUUAUAAUCACAGCACCACCGUUCAGAGAGAAUUACCUCAGUCUUGGACCCAUAUUUCAAGGGCUUAGAAGUUUAGAAGAAAUUCAAAUCUCUUGGUCUGGUAUCCCUAACCUGGGAGAACACAGUUUCUGGGGUUUGCAUAAUCUAGAAGUUUUGAACCUGACCUGGAACCAUCUGACGAGCUUGAGAGACACCAACUUUAAAGGUGCAAAGUCACUUAAAAGUUUAGACUUGAGUCACAACAGAAUCGAGUCGGUGCCUUCAGCCGCCUUCAGACACGUGCGCCAACUGCGAUAUCUGAGCCUGGCCGACAACAAAGUUCCUGAGUUGGUACCGAGGAUAUUUUUUGGACUCACUCAGCUUGAAUUUUUAGACUUGUCUCAUAAUCCAUUGGGAAAGUUUGAUCCUGAUAUUUUCACCGACAUUUCCCUGCUAAGGACUUUGAAAUGCGCUGAAUGUCACCUUACGACCAUAAGUAGAAGUUUGUUGUCGAUGAUAAGCGACCUCCGGGUGUUGGAUUUGAGCGGUAACAAGAUCACCCAAGUUCCUGAUCUCAACAACGCUGUGCCAUAUCUCGUCUCCCUGCAGCUGGAUAAUAAUUUAAUAUCCUUCGUUUAUAAAUUCACCCUCGUAAAUUCCAGACUCACGCAUCUACACCUCGCACAUAACAGGAUAGUAAGAGUAGAACCAAAUGCGUUCCAAAAUGCCAGUCUUUCGCACCUCGAUUUGAUGUACAACAGACUUACGUUUUUAAACCCAAAUGGAAUACAAGCAACUUUAAAUGAACUGAAAGUUUUGAAGCUCUCAGGAAACCCGUUGAAUUUAGCCGAACUAAACAAAACUUUGUUCCAAUCUAAAAAGCUUCACGAACUGGGUCUCGGUGACGUGGGUCUCUCCAUCCUCCCUUCUGACCUGCUUCUGCACAAUUCUAACUUGCGUCAUUUGAAUUUAUCAGCUAACUACCUUACAAGUCUUCCAAUGGAGCUCUUUAUCACGUGCCCAAACUUGCAAGUGCUCGACCUGAGUUCCAACAGCUACAAAGGCCUCAGCAGUGAAAUUCUGGAAGGGCUUUCUGAAGCGGAGCAUUUGCGAGUGCUGCGUCUGCAAGGCAAUCCUUGGAUAUGCGAUCAGUGUCAUGUUUCCCCUCUUGUUCGCUGGCUUCAUGGAGCUCCAGACCAGGAGUCGGGGUGCCUCGAGCCCAAAGUUUGGACCUGUUUGAAGUGUUUAGGCCCUCCUCGGUUUGCAGGCUUGGAAUUAGCUCUACUUCCUCCGGGGGAUCUUCCGCCCUGCGAAAAUUUCCAUACUUUUCCACCGCCAACCUUUAGGUUUCAGCCCACAGAAAGAAUCAACAAUUUUUCUUUGGUCGUUCAAGCAGAGUUUCCAAGAGGUGAGCUCACCAGACAAAACACAGCAAAUAUAGACCAUGCUGAUCCCAACCUCAUAGACCUCGAAACUCCAUGGACCAUCACCGAUCUCAUCCAAGACAGAUUCUACACCAUCAUCAUCGCCUCGUGCGUAUUCUUCGUGUGUCUCUUAUUUUUGGUGAUGAUCGCUGCUUUCGCGUAUCAUAGACAAACCGCUUUUUACUACACAAACGAGCACGAAAUGUCGACGACAGCGACCAGGGAAACUUCUUUAGAACAACAGCCUAAACUUGUCAAGAAUAACAAUAACAAGAGUCAUAAAAAGCUGCAAAAGAAAGCCUCCAUCGCCACAAUCGAAGAAGUUCGCUGCAUCUCAGGGUCGACUGAGCUCGCGGAUGGAAUUGUGCCUCCAGCAGAAGACGGUGAUAUCAAUGAUGGCAAGUUGGACGGCUCAGAGAAGGAAAUUACGGUCUCGCAGUCCACCAGAGACACUUACCAGACCGUCGUGGAUGAGCUCGGCAGAACAAGGCUGUGUAAAAGUAACAGCAAACCUCACAUUCCAAUACUGGACGCUGAGCCUAGGCCAGGGAAGGGAUGAAAAUUAUUUCUUUCUGUUAGGCCUUAGUUAAAAUGUUUAAAAUAUUACGAGGCGAUGAUAUGUCUCGA
This is a messenger RNA of Hyalella azteca, 2373 nucleotides long. Its product is annotated as insulin-like growth factor-binding protein complex acid labile subunit. Gene Ontology annotation, molecular function: protein binding. The record is from RefSeq and is a predicted model, not a curated record. Lineage: Eukaryota; Metazoa; Arthropoda; Malacostraca; Amphipoda; Hyalellidae.